Messenger RNA from Alligator mississippiensis (American alligator), 1404 nucleotides. RefSeq names its product interferon-inducible GTPase 5. The transcript is spliced from 2 exons. The coding region runs from base 51 to 1355 and encodes 434 amino acids. The record is from RefSeq and is a predicted model, not a curated record. Gene Ontology annotation, molecular function: GTPase activity; GTP binding. Lineage: Eukaryota; Metazoa; Chordata; Crocodylia; Alligatoridae. Gene Ontology annotation, cellular component: membrane.
AAGCCUGGGAUUGAUUUUUGCUCCCUGGCAGCUCCUCCAGCUGGGCAGCCAUGGGGAACCACCAGUCUCGAUCCACAGCAAGUAAGAACCAUGGGAAAACUGAGGCUGGACAUGAGGAAUUGACCCUCCUUCUGGAAGUUUUCCAGGUGGCCAUGAGUCCUUAUCAAGAUUUAAUCUCAGAGCAGGAACUGGACACAGCUUUCAAGAUCUAUGAGUCAUUCAAGUCGUUCUUCCAAGCCCGGGAUGACCAAGAAGCAGCCAGUCAAGCGCUUAAGGAGCUCAAGUCAUUGGAAACUGUCAAGCUGCGGAUUGCUGUCACAGGAGAAACAGGUGCUGGGAAAUCCUCCUUUAUCAAUGCCAUCCGGGGCGUGAGACCUGAACAGACAGGCGCGGCCGAAAUUGGGGUGAAUGAAACAACGAUGGAUCCCACACCUUAUGAGUGUCCUCGCUACCCCAAUGUCACGUUCUAUGACCUGCCGGGCAUUGGAUCUGUGCGUUUCCAGCCAAAGACCUAUCUGAAGGACGUGAACUUCAGUACCUACAACUUCUUCAUUAUUGUGAGCUCCGAACGGUUCCGAUCCAGCGAUGCCGACCUGGCCCUGGAGAUCCAGAAGAUGGACAAGAAGUUUUACUUUGUGCUGGCCAAAGUGGACCAAGAUUUAGAGAAUGAAAAAAGGACCCGUGGUGAGGCCUACAAUGAAGGCAAUGUUCUUCAGAAGAUCCGGGACACAUGCAGGAGACAGCUGGAAGCCUUGGGGGUCUCCAGUCCAAAGGUUUUUCUUCUCUCCAACUGGAAUAUAGCCAAGUUAGAUUUUCACCAACUGGAGGACACCCUAGAACAGGAUCUUCCCCAUCUGCAGAAGCUGGUGUUUCUGCUGAGCCUGCCCAACUUCUCCAAGGAAAUCCUGGAGAAGAAGCGAGCUGCGCUGAAGAAGUUGACCUGGCUCAUAGCCCUGGCCUCAGGUGGUGCCGGUGCCAUUUCCAUCCCUAGCGUCUCUCUGCAAUGCAAUAUCCAACUCCUUCUGGUCUCCAUGAUUGGCUUCUACAAGCACUUUGGCCUGGAUGAUGAGUCCCUGAGCCGUAUGGCCAGUCAAGCUGACCUGCCCCUGUCCGAGCUGAAGGGGAUGAUGAGAUCACCAGAAAUCCAAAACAUACAGCUUCCCCUUGUACAGCUAUCCUGGGCCAAGAAGUCAUGUUGUGUACUCGGAAUGGUCAAGGGAAAACUUAGUCAUGCACUAAUAAGUGCAGCAUGCUCUUUCGUUGUCUCCGUCUACCAGCUCUCCAAAGUUGUAGAUGAACUUUAUGCUGAUGCCCUUCAGGUGAGGGCCAAAGCUUUGGGAGAUGAGAAUUAUUAAAGUGUCUGGAGGACUCUCUGGGACUUUGGCCCUGGACAGAGUGUGGAUA